Ricinus communis (castor bean) is the source of this 3462-nucleotide messenger RNA. RefSeq names its product respiratory burst oxidase homolog protein C. The record is from RefSeq and is a predicted model, not a curated record. Gene Ontology annotation, cellular component: plasma membrane. Gene Ontology annotation, molecular function: calcium ion binding; peroxidase activity; NAD(P)H oxidase H2O2-forming activity. Bases 243 to 2984 code for a protein of 913 amino acids. The transcript has 12 exons. NCBI's taxonomy places the organism in Eukaryota, Viridiplantae, Streptophyta, Magnoliopsida, Malpighiales, Euphorbiaceae.
AGAAGAUAAGAAAGAAACUCCCAAAAACCAUAUCUCAGGAACAAGAAUAGAUAAAAAUCUUUCUGUCUCUAAAUUAUAGUUUUGCCUUUUUUCUUUCUUUACUUCAAUCUGCCACAGUUCACCUUUUAAUCUCCGUCUUCUUGUUCUGAGAAUCAUAAUCUCGAGUGGUCAGAUUCAUUAUUCCAUCUUCAAGAUUCAAGCUUUUCUGUUUUAACUUCCAAGAAUUUUGAAUCAAAACCCAGAUGCAAAAGAUGGGUAGAGAAGAUAAUAGCCAUCACCAGCACCAUCAUUCUGAUUCGGAGCUGAUAGAAGGUGAUCAAAGGGUACCUUAUAGUGGUCCUCUAAGUGGACCUCUAAACAAGAGGACGACAAGAAAGAGUGCCAGGUUCAACAUUCCUGACUCUACUUCAUCCCAAGAUGAACAAUACUUGGAAGUAACCCUUGAUGUUCGAGAUGAUUCUGUUGCUGUACACAGUGUCAAAACAGCAAAUGGUGCUGAAGAAGAUCCAGAAUUAACACUGCUUGCUAAAGGACUAGAAAAGAAAUCUAACUCUAACAUUGUCAGGAACGCCUCUAAUAGGUUUAGACAGGUUUCUCAGGAAAUUAAGCGGUUAGCUUCGUUUUCGAAAAGACCUCCUCCUGGUCGUCUUGACAGGACUAAAUCUGCAGCUGCUCAUGCUUUGAAAGGACUCAAGUUUAUUAGCAAGACCGAUGGAGGAGCUGGAUGGGCUGCUGUGGAGAAACGAUUCGAUGACAUUACUGCUUCUACUGAUGGAUUGCUUCCUCGUUCAAGAUUCUGCGAAUGCAUAGGUAUGAAGGAGUCAAAAGAUUUUGCAGGGGAGCUGUUUAAUGCACUUGCUAGGAAGAGGCACAUAGAAAGGGAUUCAAUCGGUAAAGACGAGCUCAAGGAAUUCUGGGAACAGAUUUCUAACCAGGGCUUUGAUUCCAGGCUUCAGACUUUCUUUGACAUGGUUGAUAAAGAUGCAGAUGGAAGAAUUACAGAAGAGGAAGUAAAGGAGAUUAUUACCCUUAGUGCUUCUGCGAAUAAACUAUCAAAUAUUCAAAAACAAGCAGAGGAAUAUGCAGCCUUGAUCAUGGAAGAGCUGGAUCCAGAGAAUCAUGGAUAUAUCAUGAUAGAGAACUUGGAAAUGCUUCUAUUGCAAGGACCAAACCAAUCUGUAAGAGUAGGAGAGAGCAAAAACCUGAGCCAAAUGCUUAGUCAAAAGCUUAAGCCUAGUUUGGAUGACAACCCAAUAAGGAGAUGGGGUAGAAGCACCAAAUACUUCCUUUUUGAUAACUGGAAGAGAGUGUGGGUGAUAGCUCUGUGGAUUGGUGUUAUGGCUGGCCUGUUUGCCUACAAAUAUGUGCAAUAUAAACGGAGAGCUGCAUAUGAAGUAAUGGGCGCAUGCGUGUGUAUUGCAAAGGGAGGUGCUGAGACACUCAAAUUGAAUAUGGCUUUAAUUUUACUACCAGUCUGCAGAAACACCCUCACUUGGCUUAGGAAUAAGACCAAGUUAGGUGUUGUGGUUCCUUUUGAUGACAAUCUUAAUUUCCACAAGGUGAUAGCAGUGGGAAUUACAAUUGGAGUUGGUCUGCAUGCAAUUUCUCAUUUGGCUUGUGACUUCCCUCGCCUUCUUAGUGCAAGUGAAGAGAAGUGGGAACUUAUGGAGCCAUUCUUUGGGGAUCAACCUUCAAGUUACUGGCAUUUUGUUAAGUCAGUGGAAGGAGUGACUGGGAUCAUAAUGGUGGUGUUAAUGGCAAUAGCCUUUACACUGGCUGCCCCUUGGUUUAGGCGUAACAAGCUGAAUUUGCCUUCCUUUCUUAAGAAGCUCACUGGUUUCAAUGCCUUUUGGUACUCUCAUCAUCUCUUCAUCAUUGUCUACACUCUGCUCAUUGUUCAUGGUCAAUACCUGUACCUGACUCAUGAUUGGUACAAGAAAACGACAUGGAUGUAUUUGGCUGUUCCCAUUAUCAUUUAUGCUAGUGAAAGAUUGACAAGGGCACUAAGGUCCAGUAUCAAGCCUGUUACCAUUAAGAAGGUGGCUAUUUAUCCUGGAAAUGUUCUGGCACUUCACAUGUCAAAGCCUCAAGGAUUCAGAUAUAAGAGUGGACAAUACAUGUUUGUCAAUUGUGCUGCUGUGUCUCCAUUUGAGUGGCACCCAUUUUCCAUCACUUCAGCUCCUGGAGAUGACUAUCUAAGCGUUCACAUCAGAACUUUGGGCGAUUGGACAAGGCAACUUAAAACAGUAUUCUCACAGGUGUGUCAACCACCAGAUACGGGGAAAAGUGGACUUCUCAGAGCGGAUGGCUUUCAAGGAAAUAAUUGCCCAAGUUUUCCAAGAGUACUGAUUGAUGGUCCAUAUGGAGCACCAGCACAAGACUACAAGAAAUAUGAGGUGGUUCUGCUUGUGGGUUUAGGAAUUGGAGCAACCCCCAUGAUCAGUAUAGUUAAGGACAUAGUUAACAAUAUCAGAGCCAGGGAAGAUGAAGAAGAAGAGAAUGCAUUAGAAAACGGUACAUUGCCAAAAACACCUAGUCCUGAUGCACAAAAAAGAAGAGAGAACUUUAAAACAAGAAGGGCGUACUUCUAUUGGGUGACAAGGGAGCAAGGAUCUUUUGACUGGUUUAAAGGGGUGAUGAAUGAGGUAGCUGAACUGGACCAUAACCAUGUAAUAGAGCUACACAACUACUGCACUAGUGUAUAUGAAGAAGGGGAUGCAAGGUCUGCUCUAAUUACCAUGCUUCAGUCUCUGCAUCAUGCCAAGAAUGGUGUUGACAUUGUCUCAGGCACUCGUGUUAAGUCUCACUUUGCUAAGCCCAACUGGAGAAGUGUCUACAAGCGCACCGCCCUAAAUCACCCUAAUUCUCGAGUUGGGGUGUUUUACUGUGGGGCACCAGCGCUAACGAAAGAGCUACGCCAUCUAGCUUCGGAUUUCUCGCAUAAGACAAACACCAAAUUUGAUUUUCAUAAAGAGAACUUCUAAAACUUUCAAUCGGUGAUUAAGGAAGACAGAAGAAAGAAAGAAAGAGAGGUCUUGAAUUGAGUUCCAUCAACAUCCCACUCGUUACUGAAUAUUCUUUAUUGGCCCCCUUUUGUUGACAUUUCUAUUAGCCUCCUUUCAAUAAUGGCAUAGUCUUAUUGAUAAAUUAAUCAGCGAGCAGAAGAUAGUGCGUUGGUUGAUUGCAGGGGCAACCCACUUAAGACAGCAAAUGUUAGUGCUCGUCUCUGUCAAUCAGGACAUAUCUACAAUAGGAUUUGUAAAGCAUUUCCUUUUGUUCAUUUUUCUUUAUUUUUUUUUCUCUGCUAAGAAAUAUCUUGUAUGAUAGAAUAGUGAAUGUCUUUCAGUUCUUUUGAUUGAUUGAAAUUGGACGGAUAAAAUAUAAGUAUUGAGUAUUAAUUAAGUGUAUGUAUAAACUACAAGUCUUUUUCUAAAUCUAAUUAUGUAGUGAAUCAUCAGCUAA